This is a messenger RNA of Dromaius novaehollandiae (emu), 2035 nucleotides long. RefSeq names its product catechol-O-methyltransferase domain containing 1 (gene COMTD1). Gene Ontology annotation, molecular function: O-methyltransferase activity; S-adenosylmethionine-dependent methyltransferase activity. NCBI's taxonomy places the organism in Eukaryota, Metazoa, Chordata, Aves, Casuariiformes, Dromaiidae. The record is from RefSeq and is a predicted model, not a curated record. The transcript is spliced from 7 exons. The coding region runs from base 72 to 854 and encodes 260 amino acids.
GGCCCCCGCCCCGCCCCCGCCCCCGCCCCGCGUGACCGCGCCGGUCCCGCCGCUGCCGCCGCCGCGCCGCCAUGCCGCUCCUCAGCGUGUCCAAGGACGUGGCCGUGGGGACGGCGAUGCUGGGGGUCGCCUUCGCCACGGGGCUGCUGGCAGGUAAAAGAUACCCUUCUUUAGGUUUUGGGACACCCAGAUCAACCAAGGCUGCUUUUGGAAAAAGCAGCCCUCUCUGGCAGUACAUAGUGGAUCACUCUUUGCGGGAGCACCCAAUUCUAAAGAAGCUGCGGCUGCUCACCGCAGAUCAUCCCUGGGGUCAAAUGAUGGUGUCCUGUGACCAGGCUCAGCUUAUGGCAAAUUUAGUCAAACUUAUCAAAGCCAAGAAAGUUAUUGAAAUAGGUGUUUUCACAGGAUAUAAUACCUUGAAUAUGGCACUUGUCUUGCCGGAUAAUGGCAGAGUUAUUGCCUGCGAUAUAAAUGAGGAGUAUGCCAAAAUUGGAAAGCCACUGUGGAAGGAGGCAGGCGUAGAGCAUAAAAUUGACCUACGAAUUAAGCCAGCAAUUCAAACACUUGAUGAACUACUGGCUGGUGGAGAAGCAGAGACCUUUGACUUUGCUUUCAUCGAUGCUGAUAAGGAGAGCUACAACGAGUACUAUGAAAAAUGUUUGCGCCUCAUAAAGAAAGGGGGAAUAAUAGCUAUUGAUAAUGUUCUUUGGGGUGGAAGGGUGCUAAAACCAAGAAAGGAUGACUUGGCAGCCCAGAACAUUCACCACCUCAAUGAGAAGCUUCUCAGAGAUGCACGAGUCAGUAUCAGCAUGAUCCCAAUGGGGGAUGGAGUGACAUUAGCAUUCAAGUUGUAACUGCAGAAAGCCCAGCAGAUGGGAAGCAGCAAGCAGCAUCUAAUCAUCAGGAAAAAUAAAGGCAGAACACUGUUAAAAAUGAUCAUUUAACCUAUGUCUCCACAGAGUAACAUAGCCUGGGAAAGCAGACUUUAGAAUCAGCAGGAUCCCUAAGGGCAGCUAAGUUGAGAAGAGAAACUUAUUUUGAGUUUAGUAUGGCUUCUUAUUUUAAUUACAAUAAAGGAAGAAAACUUGCACAAAGUUGUCCUUGUAAGACAGUGGUCGAAGAAACUCUCCCUGUGUAGAAUGACCGAGUGGAGUUCCAAGUGUGUCAAUAUAACAAGAGACAUUUCCUGUCCUAAAAGAUGCUCUUAAGUCACAGAAGAGGGGAAGGGGAGAUGGGAGUAGAAAUAUGGACAUAUUAAGUGAUCUGCACAGGAUCCUGGAGAGAAUCAUUAUCGGUGCUAGAAACAAUCUUCACUAAUCCCCAAUCCAACACCUUAACCAUCAGGGCAUUCUCCCUCUAGGUUUUCACUGCCUUGAAGGAAAGUUAACUGCAUCUUCUACUACUGAGGAGGAAGUUUUGAAAGGGAAGAAAAAAACAUCUGCAUAGCAGCCAGAUGAAGCACCAAUUAAGCUGGGAGGAAAAUAUGAAGGUGGGGGGGGAGCAGAUGUAACUCAAUGCAGUGACACCUUUGCGUCAGUGAAAGGAGAGUGUUCACACUUUUCACAAAGCUAAGAAUGAAAAGUAAGAGAGCUUUUAUGCUACCAGGAGUUGAGGCUUGAGCUUGUUAUAUAUAUAUAAAAAAAACAAAAAAACCCCAGUGUAGUUUGGUUGGGUCCUUGCUACUGCUGUUUUUUUUUUUUUGGGGGGGGGGGUAUUCUGCAAAAGAGAUAGCAAGAUGAUAGAAAGUGGAGUGUGGGAAAUGUGUUGGUGAUAAUAUUUUGAAGACUAGAAAGUUGGACAAACACUCUCCAAAUUAGACUGAGCAACUGUGAUGCGACUCAAUGUGAUGAGUCUCCAAAAAGCACAAAACUUGUAGUGCAGGCCCAGCACAUAAUCAUAUGCAGCACAUAAUCAUAUGACUUUUUGGGCUGUUAGUACUUCCUUACAUGCUAAGAAUCCUUGCAGGUAAUGUUUACCAAAUUGUUUCUGUGUGUUCCCAUCUGUUGAGAACAUCUGUCUCAAUGUGACUGAAAGA